GCAAGCUACCCGAUGCUUGGCUUCCCGGCUCGAGACCACACGAUCUCGUUUUCGGUAGCACAGAAAGGAGCAAAACAUUGAAAAGAUGAAUGGAUUGAGCUGGAAGUCAAAUUCUCACUUUUCUAUAAGAGACGCAAAUCCCUCCCGCCUCGUUGGGUCUUCACUCCUCAUCAUCUUACACAGUAUUCCUUCCCAACAUAGUAUUCGCUUCCUUUCGGCAAUAUUGCCUCCCCAAUAACCUCCUAUUCUCGUUGUUGAGAACUUCCCUCAUCGUUCACUCCUGUUCCUCCUCUUGAAACAAGACCAGCCAACACAUCCAUCAUAAUGCAGUCCAAGAUCUUCACCACCGCCGUUGCUGCUCUCUCACUGCCCGCAGUGCAAUGUGCAGUUGCGCCCAGGCAAAUUGCCAUUAGUCCUGGCUUGAUCGUUCUUCCCGGCAUCUUCAUUAACCCCAACACUCUCGGGCCCCAGCAGUCGGUGUUCCAAACUCUCGACCUUGUCCGUGAGGAUGUGGGCAAGACUAUCAACCUUGUCAAUCAGAUCACGAACACUACCGCUGGCAACCUGCUUGGAACGGUUUCCGUUGCUACUACCGUAGUCGGUCAGGUCACUAACAACGUGGGGACCAUUUUGGCCAAGGUCACUGAACUUACCAACCUCAUCACGCCUACUCUUCCUUCUCCUACUACUCCUGCGCCCCCAGACUUGCCGGAUAUUGGUGGCACGGCCGAGACUCUUGUCCGCACGGUUCAGGAGCUCACCAGGGCGGCCACCGCCCAGCUCGACGCCCUCCGCAACCAGGCUGUCGGGCUAGCCGCAGCAACCUUGCUUCCUCUUGUCGCCACUUUGCAGGUGACCUUGCAAACCGCCCUCAACCUCCUCGGCGUCGCCUCCGGUAUCGCCCUCUCCCUGGCGGCUAGCGCCACUGCCAACGUUCAGACUAUCGUUGAUCGAGUCCUCAAUGCCAAGGCCAAGCUGGCAGGUGUCCUUGUUAUCGGCAUCCAGCCGGAGGUCAUCUUCUAGACGGAUUCAUGUAUACCAACAUAUGCAUCCAGUCUGGUUCUAUGGGCCUCCAUUACAUGGUGAGACGCUAGUGAUCGACGUGGUACCGACGAGAACGUAAUGGAAUAAUGGAGAAGAUUGCGGAGGUUAUGACGGCCUGCGAUUGGGAAUUAUUUGACUUUUGACGUGAAAUGCCUACAUUCUUUGGUGAAUGACACUGAGAAGACUAUUCAACAAGACUCAGCGGAAUGACUAUUUUUGAUACUUAUUUAAAACUCUAUUAUGGCCAAAACACAAGACCAGACCUGUUGUCCCUCUUUACGUGCAGUUAGUGGGCUGUAAAUCAUCCACACUUUGGGUGCAUUAACAUAUACGACCAAGGUGCACCAAAGUACA
Messenger RNA from Colletotrichum navitas, 1398 nucleotides. RefSeq lists its product as uncharacterized. Bases 325 to 1023 code for a protein of 232 amino acids. Lineage: Eukaryota; Fungi; Ascomycota; Sordariomycetes; Glomerellales; Glomerellaceae. The transcript has 3 exons. The record is from RefSeq and is a predicted model, not a curated record.